AUGGACGCAUACGUCGACGACACAGAGGACUACGGAGGAUUCCACUCCGAUGGAGCGCGCAGCAAUACUUCGGGAGUCGGUAAUGACCGACAUCUCGCCGCAGCCAAUGAGAGCGAGCGACGUGCUGCAGCUGAAGGCACGUACGCUCGCCCAGACAAUCGUCAGCCACGAGGGAAAGUACCGGACCGUGAACGAGGCUUCAAUCAAGACCGUCGAGGGGCGACCGAGGCUUCAACCAAGAUAACCGUGGCCGGCGCGACUACAACAACCGCGAUUUCAACAGAGACAACCGACGUCCGCAGUAUGGACCAUGUGCGCGUUUGGUGGAAUGAACCAUUCGGCUCACUACUGCAAUAA
Phytophthora nicotianae INRA-310 is the source of this 357-nucleotide messenger RNA. RefSeq lists its product as hypothetical. The coding region runs from base 1 to 357 and encodes 118 amino acids. The transcript has a single exon. Lineage: Eukaryota; Oomycota; Peronosporomycetes; Peronosporales; Peronosporaceae. The record is from RefSeq and is a predicted model, not a curated record.